AUGCUUUUUUUAAGAAGAAAUCUCUUUAAGAGGUGUUUUGCAACAAUCAAUUUUAACAAGGACUACUACAAAACUCUAGGAAUAAACAAGAAUGCAUCUAAGGCUGACAUAAGGAAAGCUUAUUUAAAUCUUGCAAAGCAAUAUCAUCCUGACUCGCCAACAGGAAAUGAAGAGAAAUUCAAAGAUAUUGGAGAAGCCUAUGAAAUCUUAGGCGAUGAAAGCACAAAAUCACAAUAUGAUAUGGGAAAAGCCAGCGGGCAACAAGGAACUCACUAUGAUAAUCCAUAUUCUGACUUUUGGGGAAGAUCCCAAAAAGGCAGAACUUAUCAGCAAUACCAAAACCAAUAUCAGAACCAAUAUCAAAAUACAGGGAAAAAUAGACAACAAAAAAACACAUAUUACUAUGAAUCUUAUAACCCAUUCACAGGGAAAAAGACUUAUUAUACCUAUGAAGAGAAUAGCAAUUCCAGAAAUCAAGGCCAAAAUUUUAAUAAAGAAUGGGAAGAGCUUUUAAAGGAAUUUAAUAAAGCCAAUUUUAGAGCAGGCCCAUUCAAAAAUCCGUUCACAGAUUUUUUUAAACAAAGCCAGCAGCAGUACAACCAGCAAUACCAAGACCCAUUUCAGGACUUUUAUAAACCUAGAAGAUCAACGAUAGGAGAAAUUUUCAUAAGAGGAUUAAAGAUUUUUGGAUGAAUUGUGCUAUUUUCUCUAUUUAGCAGAAUUUUAUUUGGAUCACGCAAGCCUCCACCUGUAGAUAGAUAUGGCAACCCAAUAGAAUACCAAGAUGAAUAUCAAUAUAGGCCAAGACAAGAUCCUUAUUAUGACCCUAAUCGUAGAUUUUAA
This is a messenger RNA of Blepharisma stoltei, 843 nucleotides long. NCBI's taxonomy places the organism in Eukaryota, Ciliophora, Heterotrichea, Heterotrichida, Blepharismidae. The record is from the annotation of a GenBank genome assembly.